AGGUGGUUAAAUUACUUGAAGACGGAUCCAAAAAACUUGUAGCUUACGGAACGGUCAUGGUUGCUGGAGAUGUCCUUCACGGAUCUCCCUUUCCUAAAGACUGCUUACGUGUGGCGAUUGAUGAGGUUGUUGAUGAUAAUGCACGAUUACCCAAACCUAUUUCAGAUGACAUGGUUACAGUGGGAAAUGCAUUAGGAACCCAUGUAGCAUGGCCUACUCAUUUGGUGGUGGAGAAAUCAAUUGAGAAACCUGAUAAGAAGACACGUGGAAAAAAGAUUUUGAAAGAGUCCGCGGUGAAGAAUUUGUCAUCAUUGCCUUCAUCAUUAGUAGCACUAUAUUGUAUGAUGGAGAAGUCAUUCGCGGGAGAAGGAAUACGUCUUCCAAUAGACUUUGAAAUGUUUGGGCAAGAUCUAAAAAUUUGGAUUCUCUUGAAGGAUGAUGUGAUUCCCUUUUGUAAUCUGGAACCGAUUACAGGGAACAGCAUUAUCGCAUACAUUUGGUAAAUAUCUUAUUAAGCUACUAUCAUUUAUAAUCGGGAUUUCUUAUCUAAGUCUGAAAUGAUUUGUUGACAGCCAUUCUUAUGGAAAGAUGAAGACAGAGGGAAGUCUUGGGAGGUUUAUGUUUGUGAAUCCAUUUACUGUAUCUCAAAAUCGACAAGACUCAACCGAGACAAGAGCCCGCAAACUAGCAGACAGGUUACUUCAGGCUUUAUCAAAUCAGCUGGUACUCGUUCCUUGCAACGUGGGUGGGCAUUGGAUUCUGACAAUCAUUGAUCUUGAGAAAGAUCGUGUCUCUUUGAUGGAUCCAAUUUCUCAUCGGAAUAAAGAUACCCCAUGGAAACUCGUCGUUGACAC
Messenger RNA from Salvia miltiorrhiza (redroot sage), 854 nucleotides. RefSeq lists its product as uncharacterized. Bases 57 to 503 code for a protein of 148 amino acids. The transcript is spliced from 3 exons. The record is from RefSeq and is a predicted model, not a curated record. Lineage: Eukaryota; Viridiplantae; Streptophyta; Magnoliopsida; Lamiales; Lamiaceae.